GUGUGAACAUGUGUGUUUUGUGUGCGUAAAGUUCAGUCCUGAAAAACUCCAUGUCAGGUUUUGCUGUCCUACCCCCAAAUUAACUUUAAACGCCAAAAUAUAUAAAGCAGCUCAACACUGUCUAGUGCCAUACACAUGUACGAGCCAAUCAGGCGCGCAGGAGCAACUUCCACGUAAACGAAGCGAGCGCACGGAGAGAAGCGGCUGGCACAUCGCUGUACUGCGCAGCCAAACCGCUGUCUGUCAUUAGCUGCGAGGGUGUCAGGGGCGACAGAGCAGAGAGAGAGACAGAGAAGAGGGAGGAGUGAACAGCCCCGGUGCGCUCUGACACGGCCGUAAACUCAAAGACACGAGAAGUAACGCACCGGACACCGAGCGCGCGCGCGAGAGGGAGAGCGGGAGACGGUCAAGGAACAGGACAAACCAGGGAGUCGACAUGAGCGGUCAGUUUGAAGACGACAUCCACGACAGAAGCGAAAGGAAGAACAGCAAAUCCCCCACGCUGCUCUCUUCCUACUGCAUAGACAGUAUCCUGGGCCGGCGCAGCCCCUGUAAGGUCAGGCUUAUAGGGGCACAAAGUUUGGGUUUGCCCGGGAGAGGAGAGCUGGACAAAACCACUGACGGGCCAAUGAAAGACCCCCUCUCUCUGAGCGCAGACAUGCACCUGCCUCCCAAACUCCGGCGGCUCUACGGUCCUGGGGGGAAGUACCUGCACGAGCACACUGAGAAGCUGGAGAGGGAGAGGUUACUCCUAGAACAAGCCAGCGACAACCUCAAAAUCACCCAGGCGCCACAGGUGAGCAUCAGUCGCAGCAAGUCUUACCGGGAGAACGCAUCUCUGACCCGGGGAGAGGGCGACCAGAGCCCCGGUGAGGGCUCAGAGGACGGUAGUCUGGGGCUGGUGGAGCUUGGCCCACUGAAGUUUGAGGAGGACACCGGUAAAGAGGAGGAAAGCUGCGGGGACGCUUCAGUCUUAUCACCGAAAGACGAAGAGAGGGAAAGCUUGAACGCCGGAGACGGAGAUGUGAGAGACGGCGAGGACAGCGUGUGCCUGUCCGCUGGCAGUGACUCGGAAGAAGGGAUGCUGAAACGGAAGCAGAGAAGAUACAGGACUACGUUCACGAGCUAUCAACUGGAAGAGCUGGAGAGAGCUUUCCAAAAGACGCAUUACCCGGACGUUUUUACGAGAGAAGAGCUUGCUAUGCGCUUGGAUCUUACCGAGGCCCGCGUUCAAGUGUGGUUUCAGAACCGCAGGGCCAAGUGGAGGAAGCGUGAGAAGGCAGGUGUACAGGCCCACCCCUCAGGUCUCCCCUUCCCUGGGCCUCUGGCAGCAGGACACCCCCUGAGCCACUACCUGGAGGGCGGACCCUUCCCUCCUCACCCCCACCCCGCCCUGGAGUCCGCUUGGACGGCCGCCGCUGCUGCGGCCGCUGCCUUUCCCGGACUGGCCCCUCCGCCUCACAACGGCGCCGCUCCACCCCUCGCCACACCGCUGGGCCUGGGCACGUUCUUAGGGACAGCCGCCAUGUUUCGCCAUCCUGCCUUCAUCGGACCUACUUUUGGAAGGCUCUUUUCCAGUAUGGGCCCCCUAACCAGUGCUUCCACCGCGGCUGCUCUCCUCCGCCAGCCCGCCCCCCCUGUCGACAGCCCUCCCCACACAGGCCCGGUGCUGCCAGACCCCUCCUCUUCAUCCUCCUCCUCUUCCUCGGCUGCAGCUGACCGCCGGGCCUCCAGUAUCGCUGCUCUCCGACUCAAGGCUAAGGAACACUCGGCACAGCUCACCCAGCUCAACAUCCUGCCGCCCGGAGCCACAGGGAAGGAGGUGUGCUGAACACUCUACCCCAGCCUUAGCCUCCUGUCCCGGGCUUGUCCUAUUUCCGCGACUCCCCUGUCCCCCCCAAAACCCCGCCCUCACAUUCAUACCUCUGGAGGCUGCUGUCCCGUGAUGCUCCACUGUCCCAAUUACCUCAUGUCCCCCAACAAAAUAGCACGACCAAAUUUGAGAGAGCACUGGCUAAGUGAUGUCUGAUAAGAACACUCAUCGAUGAACUCACUUUUUAAUAAGAAGGCUGCUUAUUUAAGGAAUUCAUUUAUCCAAUUCAAAGUGAAACAAAAGUCCAGCUCAAUACACACACAGGUUGAAACGUUUUCAGCAUUUAUGUAUUUUAGAUUCAAGGCUUGUCAUGAAACAGUUUUAUAAUCUUAAUUUAUUCCUUUCGCCAUUGCUCUACUCUAUUUUAGUGCAUAGGAUAAUGUUUCAGCCUUGAUUUCUAUUUUAUUCAUACAGGCGUAACCGGAAAAACUAUACAGUCUUGAACAUUCUCAUAAAUAAAAAUAUAUAUAACAUGAAUUAUUACACAUAAAUUCAAAAUAUAUUAUGCAAAUGAAAUCUUUCAAUCUGUAUGUAAUGGAUUUAUAUAAUUUGAAAAUCAGGCUUUACUUAUUAUUUGUAUUUAUUUAUUUUUACUUUUCCACAUUUUUUACAAUUAUUUGAGCUGGCCAUGUUCUUUUUAAAUUCUGUAAUAAUUUCUUUCAAUGCAUACAUUUUCCAAAACCCAUUUAAAAUAGUAAUCUCAAAACACCAGGACUUACGCAAUGGCCUCAUCUGUAUGCAUUACUGUGGGCUGAGCCAGUCUGCUCCUAAUAAAGGCAUGUUGGAGGAGGUCCCCCAUGAACCAAAGGAAAAAACUGUCCAUACCUUCCGUAGCCUUCUCUGCAAGCCUCUCCACUCGCACAUGUCCAAAGAGCCAAACUCAACACACACUGUACUCCUUCAAAACCCGAAGUCUUUCCUGUUGCAUAUUACAGCAGUGUUUGGGUUGAGACUGGCUGCAGGUGCAAGUCGAGAUCUGUCUCUGAUGACGUGACUGUGUGAGAAAAUGUACAUAUUGUGAAAAGAUAGAAGAAAAAAAGAUGAUUUUCAAAACAAGGUCGUGUAUAUUUAAACUAGACCGUGUUUUGAUCACUUGCACUCAAUGUAGUGUUCAAUGAAUGACGCCCUUGUCUAGAAUUACACUUGUGUUUAUGAAUUAUUAUUAGGUUUCUAGAUCAUUAUUUAUGUCUAUACUUACCCCGAGGGACUGACAGAUUUUUCUUAAGUGAUUGUAAAAUUCCUGGUUUAAUAAUUUGAAUAAAUGGACACUGCUUCAAUGAGUUAAAUUUUAUUAUUUCAAAUUGCUUUAGGCCUAAACCAGGAGAAAAUGUGAAAUAGGCUAUAAUAGAACUAUUAAUAAAA
This is a messenger RNA of Periophthalmus magnuspinnatus, 3235 nucleotides long. It is a transcript of the gene arxa, whose product is annotated as aristaless related homeobox a. The coding region runs from base 437 to 1831 and encodes 464 amino acids. Gene Ontology annotation, molecular function: RNA polymerase II transcription regulatory region sequence-specific DNA binding; DNA-binding transcription factor activity, RNA polymerase II-specific. Gene Ontology annotation, biological process: regulation of transcription by RNA polymerase II. The record is from RefSeq and is a predicted model, not a curated record. The transcript is spliced from 5 exons. Lineage: Eukaryota; Metazoa; Chordata; Actinopteri; Gobiiformes; Gobiidae.